CUAAUUUGCAAUUAUAGAACACGAACUGAUAGACUGACGACUGCAGUAGUUCGAAGCGUAAAUUCGGCAAUAUUCAACGACCAACGUAUUAUAAAAACGUGUAAAUUUUAUAUAACAUUGUUUGUGUUUGUUAUUUUACAAUGCCAAAAUGUCCAAGUUCAAAACAGUCCAUCACUUAGAAAAUGGAUUGAACCGUAUAACAAAUCAGAACUGAUGCGGAAAUCAUCAUUUGAUUGCCAUUUCUUAAUGUCGCUAUAUUUUAUUCUUCGAUUGGCGUCGCCGACAAUUGAACAAUAUAUAUGGGUCACAAUGACGUAUGAUGCAGCAUAAUAUCGGAGGGCGAAGGAACGCAAGCACACGCCACAGAGGAGCUGAGCCAGUCAAUCAUUCUCUAACGCCCUCGCGUAACACUUGCCGGUUAGGGUGCGAGUAACAGCUACGCACGCCACAAAAUAAUAUUAUUAUCAUGUUAAUAUUAUAAUACCUAUACCUACGUUUUUCUCGGAGAGAUUAAAUGUAUUUUUGACUCGUCGAGCUGGAGUGGACUUGACAACGCGCCGAUACAGACAUUUCAACGGUUCUUCGCAUCUAGACAAAUACAUGUGUACAAUUUAGUUAUGAAGAAUUGGAAUACAAAUAAAAUAUCCAGUGCUAUUAUAACUAAACUUCUAAUUUUCCUUUAUGUUAUCAACUCUCAAUUUAGGUAUUCAAAAUGCUUGGAAUUCAGAGAUAUUCUGCCAGAGGAUGCAAAGCAAUAUGAUAAAAUGAGACCACCCAAAAUAGAUGGCACAGCAACAAAAGUUCAUUUUCAUGUUACGGUGAUGGGCUUAGAUUCAAUCGAUGAAAAUGCAAUGACAUACGCUGCUGAUAUUUUUUUUGCUCAAACAUGGAAGGAUCAUAGGCUUCGCUUACCGGAAAAUAUGACUUCCGAAUAUAGAUUAUUAGAAGUCGAUUGGUUAAAAAAUAUUUGGAGACCGGAUUCGUUUUUUAAAAAUGCCAAAGCCGUUACAUUUCAAACGAUGACAAUUCCAAAUCAUUACAUGUGGCUUUAUAAAGACAAAACUAUUCUCUACAUGGUCAAAUUAACGUUAACAUUAUCGUGUGCAAUGAACUUCAUGAUAUAUCCACAUGAUACACAAGAAUGCAAACUUCAAAUGGAAAGCUUGUCUCAUACUACUGAUGAUAUGAUAUUUCAAUGGGAUCCAGAGGUACCGUUGGUUGUUGAUGAAAACAUUGAACUGCCUCAAUUACAGUUAGUCAAGAAUCAAACUGCUGAUUGCACUCAGGUUUAUUCCACUGGAAAUUUUACAUGUCUUGAAGUUAUUUUUGUUCUUAAACGAAGACUUGGAUACUAUCUGUUUCACACUUAUAUUCCUACAUGUCUUAUCGUCAUAAUGUCUUGGGUUUCGUUUUGGAUUAAACCUGAAGCUGCUCCAGCCCGUGUGACAUUGGGUGUUACGUCUCUAUUGACGUUGUCUACACAACACGCUAAAUCUCAAGCAGCGCUGCCUCCCGUUUCAUAUCUAAAAGCAGUCGAUACAUUUAUGUCAGCGUGUACAGUUUUCGUAUUUAUGGCUCUCAUGGAAUAUUGCUUGGUGAACAUAGUGCUUGGUGAUUCCGACAUGCCACCAAAACCAUUAAAUAAAAAAUCGUUUAAUUUCAGCUUCAGGAGCAACUUGAAGUUAAACGACGGCCACUCGAUCCCGCCUCCCCCGCGUCCACCACCAGCAGCGACCGCGGCCGCAUUGGCUGCCACGACGGCCCUCGCACAGAGAAACCGCACCCGGGCCAUAAACAUCGAUCGGUUCUCUAGAGUGUUCUUUCCGUUGCUGUUCGCGGUGCUCAACAUGACGUACUGGAUCAUAUUCGCUCGGUUUAUAUAAUUCCAUCGCGCGGCAUGUCACCCCAUUGUCACCCCACACACCCGCUAACAAUAUCCAUCGUCAAAUUUACAAUACAACUUACACCUACUUUCGUUUACUAUCGCUACAGCGGUGUUUAUGUAUCAUAUACGAAACUAUUAGAGACAUAUAGUUACGUAUAGAGAGCCUUUAUAUACAAGCCUUUAUUAUCUAGGCUCUCUAUUGAUACGUAUAUAGACACAUAAAUACAGAUAAAAUACCUAUAAUAGUACACCUUGUGACCGUAACAGAUAAAUCUUAAUAAUAAUAAUUAAUAAUGGAUGCGAUUGUAUUUUGUGCCAUUUUUAGCUUACUUGUAAUAUGCGCCACCAAUAGGUUAGGUACAUUCAAGUACCUAUGUAAAAUCUGCGCCAAAAUAUAAAAUAACAACUUGUGGCGCCAGUACAUCUAAAUAUUAAUAAUUUUGGUAAUCUGCGCCACGACGGAAUACGAAAUGGCAUAUUAUGACAUUAUGUAAUCUACGCCACACUUUAAAUUGUUGGAAUAUACCUGAUAUACAUUUAUCGAGCUCACAUCAGUUAUAGAACAUAAAAUGUAAAUAAAUAUAACAUGGAAUAUUAAAAACAUGAGCAAUUAGACAAUUAAUUAUAAUAAUCCUGAUUUUUUACAUAUUUUAUCCUUCACUCAAAUAAUAUUAAUUUAUACACAAAAUACGUAUGUGUACCUCCAAUUAUAAAUAAAUAGCUUAAAUUAUUUUAUUUACAUAAUUAUGAACAUUUAAAUAACUUUCUAGAAAUGAACAUAAUUGAUGAAUGAUUUAAAAUAAAUAUUAAUAAGUAAAAAAAAAAUAUUAUUCAUUAUUUUAAUGUGACGCAAAUAAGGAAAUUACAAUUUUGAUGAGGUGUAAAAUGGCUCAGAUUACAAUUUGUAUAGAUACAAAAUUGGGCAGAUUACAUAAUGCCCUUUUAUAUCAGAUCCUAUGAGGCACAAAUUAACAAAGUUAAUUUUUUAGAUGUGGUGCAAAUCAGAUUUUCGUGUAAACUACAUAGGUACUACCGUAUUAUAAUGUAUUUUACCUAUAACGGCUGUAACACCUAAAAUACCUGUAGGCAAAUCAAUCGUUUAAAAGUUAUUGGUCGUCGCUGUGUUUAAAAUUGAAACGAUAAUGUUCGAAAAUAGAAAUAAUUUUUAUCUGUCAGUUAUUCAGUUCUCCGUUAAUUUCCCAUAGGCGUCAACCAUGUAAUCUUAUUGAACUGAAUAUCUUGAUGGCAGAUAAUUAAACGGAUCAAUACCUAUUUUUUAAAUUUAAUAGUAAAGUAAACGUUUCUUUAUUUUUAACAGCUGAUUAAAAACAAUUUCAACACGCAUUUGUGCCAAUAAUAAAAUCAAUACUUUAAAAAAUAAAGAUUUAAUUUUUUGAAAUUCUGUUCAGUCGAUCUGAAACCAUCAAAUAAAAUCACGCGUACAUCGAAAUGUAAUACACUGUAAUACCGUAUCCUACAACGUGUAUACUAUAAGGUAUCUCAAACUGCCAACAUAAAUGAAUACACAAUUCUAUGUAGGUAUAUAUUUUGAUGAUAGGCUGAUGUCAAAAAUAUCGUAAAUAUUCAAAAUAAAAUACAGUAAUACAUAGUUUCAAAACUGUUGGUUUAUAUAGCACCGAGGUGAUAUUAUGUUUUCGUAGAAACUAAUCAAACGGGAUCAUAACAGUUUUGAGAACCGCUAUAGUAGGUAGGUAUAGUGGUAUAUACCUACGUAUAAUAUAAGCAUAUAACUAAAACGAAAAGUUUUCAAUAAUUUUUUUAACCUGAUCGGCAAUAAUAAUUGAUCAAUCGCAUUUUUAUAAACCAUCAAUAGGUAGAUAAGAUGUAUGUUCGUUUAUGCGCGCGAUACGACGUACUAAAAAAUGUAUAGUUUUGACGCGCUCUAAUAUUAUAAGAACAAAUAAUAUUACCAGUGAAUAUUAGCUGCUACUCACCAAAUAUUACCUACUCACCACUACAGCGGCUUACCUAUAUACCAGGGAUUUAAAAACUUUCUAACGUCACGUGCCAACAAUUAUUUGAUUUUUUUUUUUUGAGCGCAAUUCAAUUUUGAAAAAAAAAUACCUAAAUAUUAUAUAUAAUAAUUAAAAAAAUAAUAAUAAAUAUAUUAAUAUUAUCUUAUAAUAAUAAGAAAAACAUUUAAAUUUAAACGUAUUGACUAUUAAAGAUUUAAUAAUACAAAUAAUUAACUAUCAACGUGUCCUCAACAUUUUUUCGCGUGCCAUAUAUGUGUGUUACGGAUUUGUCAUCCCUGUUAUAUACCUAUCCACGAUCCCGUGGCUUAUACCAACCGCAGUUGUAUAUAGUAUUACAUAUUACGCAUUAAUAUAUAUAUAUAUAUAUAUAUAUGUAGGUGCAUAUUAAGUCACAAAUAACUGGAGUGCUUAAGGGUGCUUACAAAUUCUACAUAAUAGCAUAGAUGUAAUAGAAUGUAUAAUAGCAUUGAGGAAUAGUUACCCACUCUUCAUCAUAUAAUAUUAUAUUAAAUAUACAAUAUUGUCCUAUAAAAUGUAUUUUUAUGUAUGCCUACUUCAGUUUACGUCAGAAAAAAUAUGUGUAUGGGGCGAUUCUUUUAACAGUAUUUACUCACCAUAUUGAAAAAUGUAAGUUACGUGUAAUUUUAAAAUGUUAUAUUUCCCUAAUUUAUUUUUCGUCAUCAUAUUAUUAUAAUGAUUCUUGAUUAUUAAACCACAGUAUAUAAUAUAUUUUAAUAUUUUAAAUGUCAUAGUCAGACAGGGAAUAAUUUUUUAUUAGAAAUAUUCAUGUACAAAAUAUUAAAUAAUAUUCCAAAUAAUAAUAUUAUUAUGAAUACCUAUUAAACUAAUAUAUUUAUUAAGUACCAAUGUUCUUAAGAGGAUGCCAUAUUGCCAUGCAAUAUUCAGUUUUUAAGAGGUUAGAUAUAGGCAAUUUUAAAUAUAUUUAAGUAGUAAUUCGAAGUUUGUAGGUAAUUUAUAAGUGGUCCUAUACUCCUACCAGACCUAGUACUGCGUCUGCACCAUGCUGUGUCACGCGGGUAAUAACCGAUAAGUCUGCAGAAGUAGACUAUAGUUAUAGACAAAAUCAAAGUCUCAUAAUAAAAAGAAAAAAAACUUUUCAGAAUAAUAUGACUGUUAUUUUUCGAUAUCAAGUUUGUGAAAAAAGUUAUCAAUGUUUGAUAAACAUAAAAAUAAUGGAUUUUAUAACAAAAUAUUUUACUUUUUGAAUUAAUAUGAUCUUAUAUAUUUAUGGAUAAGUAAAACGGUAUUGCACGAUCAAAGUUCUUCUCUUUUUAUGAUGAAAAUUUUGUUUUUUCACCACGGCUACCAAUAACCCAAGGGUGGUUCUUACCAGCGUGAAAUGGUUUUCAACAAACAAUUUAUGUGCGUGUGGCUUCCAAUUGAGAAUUUAAAGUGUAGGUAAAUGAGCUUGUACCCUACCGCUAUGUGUUGCUCAGCACGCUUAAGGCCUUUUAUAAGCAUGCUUAACACUUGUAGAUUGUUUACUAUUACACGGUGUCCAUUAUAAGUAUAUCACACAUUCACACCACUUUCUUAUAUAUUUUAUAAAAGUUUGCGCACUCAAGAAAUCCAAUCCAAUAUCUUCAGAGUUAUAUUUAUCGUGACUACAGUAUGUAGGUACUGUAUAGGUAUACUGAGAAGUUGGGGGCAUCAUUCAAAUCGACGAUAUGACUACGAUGUUUUGACAGAUACUAGAUUACGUAUACCUAAUCGUCAAUCGUCAACCGACGGAAAUAGUUGUGGACUUACAAAAACUUUUGGUCUCAAAUUCCAAGCUGUAGAUAUCUUAAAUUAUUAAAUUAUUUCCAGAAAUCUUAUGCAGAAAUCGUUUGGAAGUAAUAAGUCUAACACCCUAAAAUUGUCCAUCAAAUUUUGCUGCUAUAUAAUAGCUUUAUACCUAGCCUAAAAACAAUAAUAAUGAUUACCAUUGUACCUUUAGCAUUAAUCCGUAUAUUCAAUUCCAGUACAUUGGAAUUUUUAAAAUACUGUUUCCUAUUUAGACAUAUCCACCGUCAAUUUUGUUUGGUACAAAAUUAAUUUUCUAUGGAUUCAAUCCAUUAUUGGAUUGUUCUCCUAAAUCCAACCGUGCAAUAAAUUCCAUGAUCCUACUAAUAUUUAUUUUGCGCGCAAUCUAUUGCAGUAAGUAUAAUAAUGUAUGUAUGUAUCUAUGGUCCGUGUACAGUAUCUAGUAGGUAUGGUGGUAACUGGUAAGCCACAAAUGCCCAAAAUUCACAAAUUAAUAACAUCUAACAUCUGCAGUAGGUACAUGAUACAUGACUUGUAUAAUAAUAUACAUGAAUAUGAUAAUAUGUUGAUCAAACAGAACACAUUUUUUGACGAUAUAAUAUUUAUAGAGACAUAAUGUUAUUAUAUUAUUGUAGUACUUAGAUUAUAUUAUAUAAUAAUAUAUACACUAGGAAUAGAUGAUAAUAUUAUUGAAAAUUGGAACACAAGAAAUUAAAAAUGUAUACAUUUCAUUUAAUGAUAAUAGUUAUAAUUGAAGGUACUUUAUUCGAAUGUUCUAUUAAAAACUUAAAAUGUCCAAAUUUCUAAAACUUUAGCAAUGUAAAAUGUUUUUAAGGUUGUACACAGUUCCAUUUUAAAUUAUGGUUAUGGCAAUUAUGGAAAUGUAGAAAUGUACGUUAUGAUGAUGAAUAAAUUAUUUAUUGUAACUAAAAUAAAUAGAAAUGAUUUUUUUUUCUUACAAAAAUGUUCAUUGUUCAUCCUUACGUUUUAUUAAAUUUAAAAAAUAAUACAUAAGUAUACAAAUGUACAAUACUUCGUUUGAAUAUUAUAUUAAAUACCUAUAAUAGAUAUAAGUAUAUUUCACUAUAAAAAUGUUUGUUUAAAUAAACAUGAUUACUUACUUACCUAUGUAUAAUUAAGCAUUAAGCAAUAAACAUGACUUUUAAAAUCUU
Molecule: messenger RNA, 6821 nt
Organism: Metopolophium dirhodum (rose-grain aphid)
Lineage: Eukaryota; Metazoa; Arthropoda; Insecta; Hemiptera; Aphididae
Product: glycine receptor subunit alpha-2-like
Exons: 13
Coding region: 618-1883 (421 amino acids)
Biological process (GO): signal transduction; chloride transmembrane transport; chemical synaptic transmission
Cellular component (GO): synapse; neuron projection; membrane
Molecular function (GO): transmembrane signaling receptor activity; extracellular ligand-gated monoatomic ion channel activity; chloride channel activity
Source: RefSeq, a predicted model, not a curated record